Molecule: messenger RNA, 2158 nt
Organism: Nelumbo nucifera (sacred lotus)
Lineage: Eukaryota; Viridiplantae; Streptophyta; Magnoliopsida; Proteales; Nelumbonaceae
Product: transcription initiation factor IIF subunit alpha-like
Biological process (GO): transcription initiation at RNA polymerase II promoter; positive regulation of transcription elongation by RNA polymerase II
Cellular component (GO): nucleus; transcription factor TFIIF complex
Molecular function (GO): DNA binding; RNA polymerase II general transcription initiation factor activity; TFIIF-class transcription factor complex binding
Source: RefSeq, a predicted model, not a curated record
GGUGGCCUAUAAAUUAUGAUUGUGCGCCGGUUCGCCCAUAAGUAGCGUUUCCUCGGCUCCAAAAUCGAACACGAAGCGAACACGGCGGGCUCAUUAACUGGUUUUGACUUUUGAUUGUGAAUUAUACGGUUUUUCAAUCUCUUCGAAACAUGGAAUUGUGACUUGAAAGAUUUUCCAAAUUGAAGUUCAGGUUUCUCCUUUUAUUUUGCUUGAUUUUCGGACCGUAGCACACGGGGAUGUCUUCUGACCUGCUUCUAAAGCCGUCAUGCGGCGGCUGUGGGUCGACGUCAGAUCUUUACGGAAGCAAUUGCAAACACAUGACUCUCUGCUUGUCCUGCGGGAAGACGAUGGCGGAGAACCAUGGGAAAUGCUACGAGUGCGGAGUCCCUGUUACACGUUUGAUCCGGGAGUACAAUGUUCGCGCGAGCCCUGCCAGCGACAAGACUUACUUUAUUGGUAGAUUCGUAACAGGCAUACCUAAUUUUUCAAAGAAGAAAAAUGCCAGUAAUAAAUGGUCUCUCCAGAAAGAAGGACUGCAAGGACGCCAAGUUACCGAUGCCUUGCGGGAGAAGUACAAGAAUAAGCCUUGGCUUUUGGAGGAUGAGACAGGCCAAUCUCAGUAUCAUGGUCAGCUUGAGGGUUCACAAUCGGCAACUUAUUAUCUGCUCAUGAUGCAAGGAAAGGAGUUUGUUGCUAUCCCUGCUGGUUCUUGGUACAACUUUAACAAAGUUGCUCAGUAUAAGCAACUUACCUUAGAAGAAGCUGAAGAGAAGAUGAAGAACAGGAGGAAAACUGCAGAUGGAUAUCAAAGAUGGAUGAUGAAAGCAGCAAAUAAUGGACCUGCUGCUUUUGGUGAAGUAGAGAAGUUUGAUGACAAGGAAAGUGGUGGGGGUGGUGGGGGUGGUGGGAGAGGACGUAAAAAAGCAACUGGUGAUGAGGAUGAAGGCAAUGCCUCAGAUAGGGGAGAAGAAGAUGAGGAAGAAGAGGAGGCAAGGAAAAAUCGACUUGGACUCAGAAAAUUAGCUGGUGAUGAUGAUGAAGAAGGUCCAAGAGGAGGUGAUCUUGAUUUGGAUGAUGAUGAUAUUGAGAAGGGUGAUGAUUGGGAGCAUGAAGAAAUUUUCACUGAUGAUGAUGAAGCUGUGGGUAAUGACCCUGAGGAGAGAGAAGACCUAGCCCCUGAGGUUCCUGCUCCUCCAGAAAUCAAACAGGAUGAAGAGGAUGAAGAUGAAGCUAAUGAAGAAGAGGGAGGGCUUAGCAAAUCUGGGAAGGAGCUAAAGAAGCUGCUUGGUAGAGCAGGUGGACUGAAUGAUUCGGAUGCCGAGGAGGAGGAGGAUGAUGAUGAUAUGGAAGAUGAAAUGGGUAUGUCCCCUGUACUGGCUCCAAAACAGAAGGAUUCACCAAAAGAAGAACCUGCUGAUAGCAGUCCUUCAAAACCAGUACCUUCAGGUUCUGCUCGAGGAACACCCUCAACAUCCAAGUCGUCUAAGUCAAAGAGAAAAUCAGCCGGGGAUGAUGGGAAAGUUCCUAAUGGUGCUCCUGCAAAAAAAGGGAAGUUUGAAAAUGAAUCAAAAUCUUCUGUAAAGGAUGAACCCACAUCCACUUCCAGGGGUAAUGUGCCUCCAAAAGGGUCAGCAUCUUUGACAACUGGAUCAACACCCCCUACUGGUCCUGUCACAGAGGAUGAAAUCAGGGCUGUACUGUUGCAAAUGGCACCUGUCACCACACAGGAUCUUGUUGCUAAAUUUAAAGCGAGACUGAAAUCAAAGGAGGACAAGGCAGCUUUCGCAGAAAUUUUAAGAAGAAUUUCUAAGAUACAGAAGACCAAUGGAUCAAAUUAUGUUGUGUUGAGAGACAAAUGAUGUUUGGGCCCUACAUUAAGCUUCUCUUGCGGCCCAAAAUCUGGUUUUGCUUGAGGUACAGCAGUUGGUUUGUUGUAACAAAUCAGGACACUGUUGUCUAACUUUGCUUUUCCAUUGUGUACGUGUAGUAUGGCAUUAUGACUUUUUUCUCAUAUCCACAAUUGUUAAGAGAAACAAUUGAGGUAUUGUAUCUUUAGAGGGCGCCUGUUAGAAUAUGAUGCAAAAAGGCAACAAUGCGGUUAUGUAAAUCAAGUGAUGAAACCCCGGUGGUUGGGAUUGGCCGUUACCAUGAUUUCUAA